AUGGUAUCUGAAAUCCCUAAUUUUGCAAAUAUUGAUGAUUUUGUGAAUGGUUUCUUCCCUAAUUUUGCAAAUUCUCUUUCAAAUUUUGAUCCGCGAUUUACACUGGUUUUAUUGUCUAUGGUAUCUGAAAUCCCUAAUUUUGCAAAUUCUGAUGAUUUUGUCUAUGUUGUCUCUAUGCCAUUGAAUGGAGAUGAUAAUGUGGGAGUGCCUAUCAAGUUAUGGUUUCUUUGUGUUGGUUCUUGUUUUGAUCCUAUUAUUAGUUGUCUGUGUGUCAUUUCAAGGAUAUCAGAAUGUGGGAAUGCCGCCUAUCAAGGUUCAGUUAUUUUUCCUGUUUUUGUGUUGGUUCAGCUUUUGCUCCUAUCAUUAGUUGUCUAUGUGCUAUUGAAUGUUGAUGAGAAUGUGGGAAAGGCUAACAGGCUUUUGGUGUUAUCAUUAGUUGUCUAUCUUCCAUUAAACGGGGAUGAGAAUGUGGGAAUGCCUACAACAUGUCUUACAGUGAGAUGUGCAUUGUUUGGGGAUUAUGUUAAUCAAGUAAAUCAUUUCCUUGCCUCUGGGUAUGUGGAGCAGCCUGUUGUAGUUAUUCAACUUGCAAAAGUCAAGUUCUUUCGGGGUCAAGUUGGUCUUCAAAAUGUCAUGUAUGCGACACAAAUGUUAUUUAAUCCUGAUAUUCCUGAAGUUGUUGACUUCAGGCAGAGUAUGAUUGAGCAAGGUGGCAGUGGUACCCAGCCACUGUUUAUUGCAAAUGAGGGUAAGGUUCUCUCCUUGGAAGAUGACUUCAUGCGUCUAACUAGAAAGUGCACUAUUGAAGAGCUUCAAGAUAACAAUCAGGAGGGUUCUUUUAUCAUCUUUGGAGCAAUCCAAGGUAUUGUUGAGGAUGGAGGUUGGUGGUAUUCUGCUUGUGUGUGUGGAAAGGGUAUCCAUCCUCAAAAUGGUGCCUAUUACUGUGAUUUUUGUUUGAAGCACAUAACUAAUGUUACUCCAAGAUUUAAAAUUAAAGUGACAGUUGAAGAUCAUACUGGGGAGGGUAUUUUCCUUCUCUUUGAUCGUGAGGCUUCCUAUUUGCUUAAGAAAUCAUGUGCUGAUUUGUUUACUGAAGUUCAAAGAGAUGCAAGUGUUAUAUGUGGGGAUACUUAUCCUCCCAUAUUCCAAGGGCUGAUUGGAAAGAAGUUGCUGCUCAAGGUUGAUACCAAAGGUGUCCCACAUGAUACAUUUUAUGGGACUUUCCGAGUUACGAGAAUUUGUGAUGAUUGCACCAUCAUUGCGAUGUUUGAACUUCCCAAUUAUGAUGCUGAUGAUGAGUCUUCUCCCAAAAAGGAGCAUGACUUACACAAAUCUGUUCCUGCUGGAAAAGCUGAUGUUGGUAUUAAGAAGGAGUCUUCUGAUAGUUUUAUCAAAACUGAGAAAGAUGUUGGUGAUUGUGCUGGGAUGUUGUGUAAAUCCCCAGUUCUUAUAGAUUUUUUGGCUGAAAAAUAGCCUGUUAUUUCUGUGGGGAGUGAAUUUGUUGGGUUAA
Molecule: messenger RNA, 1510 nt
Organism: Arachis stenosperma
Lineage: Eukaryota; Viridiplantae; Streptophyta; Magnoliopsida; Fabales; Fabaceae
Exons: 12
Coding region: 1-1473 (490 amino acids)
Source: RefSeq, a predicted model, not a curated record